Komagataella phaffii GS115 is the source of this 1767-nucleotide messenger RNA. RefSeq lists its product as uncharacterized. Gene Ontology annotation, cellular component: GPI-anchor transamidase complex; membrane. Bases 1 to 1767 code for a protein of 588 amino acids. NCBI's taxonomy places the organism in Eukaryota, Fungi, Ascomycota, Pichiomycetes, Pichiales, Pichiaceae. Gene Ontology annotation, biological process: attachment of GPI anchor to protein. The record is from RefSeq and is a predicted model, not a curated record. The transcript has a single exon.
AUGUCAUUACUUGAGACUUUGCAUAGAAAAUUGGAAAAGCAUGGCAUAAUAGCGCAAUGCAUCAGAUAUCUUCCAGUGAUAUCGUUUCUGUUUGCUUUCAUUGGAGCUGGUUGGAUCUUCUUUUUGCCUGUCCAAGGUCAAUACAGGGACACGUAUAUUUCGGAGAAUGCACUGAUGCCCUCACAAGCCUACAAUUUUUACAGGGAGAGUGAAUGGAACUUUGUGCGAGGAUAUAGAUCAGAGAUUGAAAAGCUUGCCAAUGCUUCGCACGAAGAGAGAACAGAGAAGUUGGCGGAGUGGUUGUCCCAAACAGGAUUCAAGACUACAGUUCAAGAAGGUUCAGAUGAUCACCUGUCUAACCUUUAUGGUAUCUUGCAUGCUCCAAGAGGUGACGAUACAGAGGCUAUGCUAUUAGUGGCACCAUGGUUCACGUCGAGUGGAGAGUUCAAUGUUGGUGGUGUUAGCUUGGGCAUUGCUCUGGCAAGAUUCUUGCAACGACUAUCGGUGUGGGCAAAAAAUAUAAUUGUCGUAUUUCCCGAAGACCAAUCUUCACUUAGAUAUUGGGUAAAGGGAUAUCAUGAGUCCUUUGAUCAUACUGGUGGUAGUAUCGAGGGUGCGAUAGUGGUCGAAUUCCCUUCCUCUUUGGAUUACUUGAAGUAUGUUGAAGUGGACUACGUCGGCGUAAACGGUCAGUUACCCAACCUGGAUUUAAUCAAUUCUGUGGUCAUGAUUGCCAGACAUGAGGGAUUUGAUACGACAUUGCAUGGUAUGCCAAUUAACGUUUCUAGAGGUUAUAUUUACAGAUUGAAAACUUUGUGGAGAAGCAUUUUUCACUUGGCUACCGCUGGUCUACGAAGGGCUAGACAAAAUUCUGCCGAAGCGUUUAGCGGUUGGAACAUACAAGCCAUUACAAUCCGGGGAAUGGAGUUCUGUAACGAAGGUUCAGAUAUCACCUCAUUUGGCCGUAUAGUGGAGGCCACUUUCAGAUCAAUCAACAAUUUACUCGAAAAGUGGCACCAGUCCUUUUUCUUCUAUUUGAUGUUAUCACCAGUUCAUUUUGUGUCUAUCGCAACAUAUUUACCAGCAGCUGUACUUAUGGCCGUGUCGUUUUUCUUGGCUUCAUUGUCGAUAAUUUUCAACAAUGACGACAUAUCUUUUAAGAACAUAGAUAUAGCAUUGCCAAAGGUUUCAUUUUUGUUUGCCUCGGUACUAGUUUCUGAAAGUGUUAUUGGAAUAUCUCUAACCUAUGCUAGUGACUGCGAACUGAUCUUAUUGUUGACUUUCAUUACCGGCGCUGGUCUUACGAUAAUUUUGCCUACAGCAAAGCUUCCACAAAUUGUGCUUACAGCUAAUGAGCGGAGUAUACUCCAGGCAUUAUCUUUGUUCGUUGUAGCUGUGUCGUUGCUGAUGGUGACUGUGGUACACUUUUCAUUGGCUUUGCUCAGUGGAAUAGCAAUGAUACCACUUACUUUUGUUCGUCUGCAAAAGGAGCACGCAAAGCAUAGUCCAGUUGUAAAUAAUGCCAGCUUAAUAGCCUCGUCACCUUUUACUACCAUGCUCAUUUUGGGACUAUUAAGCGAUGGUUGGACUUCAAAGGGUUUGAUUUGGUCACCAUUAGGAGUAUUUCAAGGAUUGGUUUCUAGUUUCGAUGCAUUGAACUGUUGGACUUGGGCGUUUGUGGUUAUUUGCUGGUUUACCACUUGGAGUUGCACUCUUCUAGCAGCAAAUGCUAAAGUUUUGCCCACAGAACGCGAGAAAACGGAAUGA